Daphnia pulex (common water flea) is the source of this 716-nucleotide messenger RNA. RefSeq names its product larval cuticle protein 65Ag1-like. The transcript is spliced from 3 exons. The record is from RefSeq and is a predicted model, not a curated record. Gene Ontology annotation, cellular component: chitin-based extracellular matrix. Gene Ontology annotation, molecular function: structural constituent of chitin-based larval cuticle. The coding region runs from base 126 to 593 and encodes 155 amino acids. NCBI's taxonomy places the organism in Eukaryota, Metazoa, Arthropoda, Branchiopoda, Diplostraca, Daphniidae.
GUUUGUUUGAGAAACUAGGUCAACCAACAGAAAGGUGUCGAAGUUGCGCUCCUUUCUCCGGCUAUAUAAACCCGCUCGGUAUCGAUCCUCGACAUCAGUUCUCCAACUUUUCACCAACACUCAACAUGAAGCUGUUUGUCAUCGCUGCUCUCUUGGCCGUCGCUGCCGCCGCUACUUCCAGCUACGACAAGGAAUACAAAGCUCCGGAGAUCACCAUCGUGAGCCAAUCCGAUGUCCGCAACCUAGACGGCAGCGGCGCAUGGAGCUAUGCUGGAUCUGAUGGCACCACUCGCGAUGAGUCUUACGCCCAGAAGAAGUUUAUCGUCACUAAAUAUGAUGACUACGGCAAGGAAUACAAAGAGGAGGUCUUUGGUCACACCAGCAAGGGAUCUUCUUACUGGAUCUCUCCCGAAGGCGAGCGCCUCACUUUGACCUGGAUUGCUGAUGAUGCCGGAUUCCAGCCCAAGGGUGACCACUUGCCCGUUGCCCCCGUCCACGUCUACGAGCUCCCAGUUGCCCCCGUUCACGAAUACGAACUCCCAGUUGCCCCAGUACACAUCCCCUUCAACGGCAAGGGCUACAAGAUCUUCUAAGUGAUUCAAUUUUAAGGCCUGAAUGAACGUUUAAAUUAUUUUGCUAUUUCCAAUUUAACGGAUUUUGAACUGAAUGAAUGUGGACAUGUGGUACUAUGUGUAAAUACAAACAGCAGAUAUGAA